Candidula unifasciata is the source of this 485-nucleotide messenger RNA. The record is from the annotation of a GenBank genome assembly. NCBI's taxonomy places the organism in Eukaryota, Metazoa, Mollusca, Gastropoda, Stylommatophora, Geomitridae.
AAAUAUGCAGUGUGUCCAUGAAGUCCUUGUGUAGGAAUAUAGAUCUAUACCUAAUGACCUUGUGUAGGAAUAUGGGUCUAUACCUAAUGUCCUUGUGUAGGAAUAUAGAUCUAUACCUAAUGUCCUUGUGUAGGAAUAUAGAUCUAUACCUAAUGACCUUGUGUAGGAAUAUAGAUCUAUACCUAAUGUCCUUGUGUAGGAAUAUAGAUCUAUACCUAAUGACCUUGUGUAGGAAUAUGGGUCUAUACCUAAUGUCCUUGUGUAGGAAUAUGGGUCUAUACCUAAUGUCCUUGUGUAGGAAUAUGGGUCUAUACCUAAUGUCCUUGUGUAGGAAUAUAGAUCUAUACCUAAUGUCCUUGUGUAGGAAUAUAGAUCUAUACCUAAUGACCUUGUGUAGGAAUAUAGAUCUAUACCUAAUGUCCUUGUGUAGGAAUAUGGGUCUAUACCUAAUGUCCCUGUGUAGGAAUGUGCAGUAUUCAGUAUAA